UUCUAUUCUUAAGCCAAAACAGAAACGGAUGAACAGCCAAGUAAGCUAAAUUAUCUUUUUUCUGUUUCUUUCCCGUGUAGAACCCCAAAACCCCAUAUCCACCGGCGCCUUCGCACCCUCUAUCGUCCAGCUCCGGCAGCCCAUUUUGUGUGUAGCCAUUUUUAUUUUGCUGACUUCUCACCAGCCACAUACAGUUGGAAACUCUAAUUAUUCCUAUGUCGGCGAUGGAGCCCCCGGGCAUCAGGGGCGAACAAAACAUUUCAAUUCCCCAUGGGGGUCCCAUCUAUAGCCCUCAUAUGCUGGGUCGCCUCACUAGGGUUUCUGAGUUUGAGAGCUCUGUAUUUGAACAACUUCAGAAUCUCAAGGCAGACAUUGGUUGGGACUCGCUUGACAUAUCUGAUGAUGAAAUUUGCGUUAAUGAUCUUAAAAUAAUUAAGGAGGAGGAUUUGGUAAAUCGGGCUUUUGAGGAAGCAUUAAAGGAUGCGCACCUGAUAGAGAAUAUUCCACAAAAAUCCCAAGAGCAAUCGUGUCAAAGGUUGGAGGGAGGAAAGGACACUUUAGUUACUUGUGGCUCCUCAACUGGUGCUCCCAGAGAUGUCAAAAAGACAGUAUCAAAUGAUAAUGUGUCGGAAAAGAGAGAGAGGAAGAGGCGUGUGAAUCGGGAAACAGUUAAUCUUGAAGAAGGGUAUGUUGCAAAGGUGAGAGAACUCGCAAAAAUUAAACAAAAACAAGAUGAAGAUAAAACAGCAGCAAGAUUGCAUUCAUUCAAUGGUAGUUGCAGAAAUCAAUCUGCUGCUAGUUCCCAGAUAAAGAAUGACAAGUUGACGUCACUCAAGUCAACAAGUUUUUCACCUAAGGUGGGAUCAUCCAAGACUCCUGAGCAAGUUCCAGUUCAUUUUCCUGAAGUCAUUCUCUGCCUUGAGGUUUACCAUAACAGACGAACAUGGUCUAAGACACAAGAAUUUUUGGUUCUUGGGCGACAGUUUUUGACUGAAGUGAGGGACAUGAUAUAUUGUUUGACCGAUGAGAUCAUGAAAAAGGCUGGCAAGCAUGAUGCAUCUGGAUACUUCCUGGUAGAAGAUGUGUUUUGCAAUGACACGAGGGAUCCGUAUGCUAUAGAUUACAGUAAGCCCAUUUUUAAGUGGCUUGAACACUCUAGGAAUGUUGCACUUGAAAAAUGGGAGUUCAUUGUAGCUGGUGAACAACAGCAGCACCAGAAGCGAAAGGCAUUUCUAGACAGCAACGAAAAACUACAGUUACCACACUUCAAAGUUGUUGACAUGCAAAAAACUCGCUUUUGUGACCUUGGAUUUCGACUUGGUGCUGGAUAUCUCUAUUGUCACCAGGGGGAUUGCAAACACCUAAUUGUCAUCAGAGACAUGAGGUUGAUCCACCCAGAGGAUGUACAGAACCGAGCUGCUUAUCCACUGAUAACCUUUCAAUCUAAAGUACGUUUUAGGAAAUGCUCUGUUUGCAACAUUUAUAAGGCGACUAAGGUUACAGUUGAUGACAAAUGGGCACAGGAGAAUCCUUGCUAUUUCUGUGAUCUUUGCUAUUACAUGCUUCACUAUGCAGAUGGCUCUCUGUUGUAUAGUGACUUCUCUGUAUAUGAUUAUCUUCAUGAAUAGUCAAACAUAACUAUGGUUAGAGUUUGCCGAGUAUUCAAUGUGUACUUUGGUUAGUUUUUA
Messenger RNA from Coffea eugenioides, 1688 nucleotides. Its product is annotated as snRNA-activating protein complex subunit-like. Gene Ontology annotation, cellular component: snRNA-activating protein complex. Bases 216 to 1628 code for a protein of 470 amino acids. Lineage: Eukaryota; Viridiplantae; Streptophyta; Magnoliopsida; Gentianales; Rubiaceae. Gene Ontology annotation, biological process: snRNA transcription by RNA polymerase II; snRNA transcription by RNA polymerase III. The transcript is spliced from 11 exons. Gene Ontology annotation, molecular function: core promoter sequence-specific DNA binding; bent DNA binding; RNA polymerase III type 3 promoter sequence-specific DNA binding. The record is from RefSeq and is a predicted model, not a curated record.